AUCUUGGCCUCUUCCUCUGAUAAAACCCCCAGUCCCCACAAGGCUUUCUCUCCUUAUGUACACUUUGCUUCAAAACACCAGAGCCUGAAGGUACCUGGUGGGAUUAUAAGAAGUAGAUUCACCUUGUCUUCUUCAAUGGGUCCCAUUGAUACUUCUCGAUGCAGAUGCCUUUGCCAGCAAGAGAUGCUCCUGCUUCUCAUGUUAUCUUUUUGCCUCCACGCUAACACACAGCCCUUACAGGAGAAUACAGUGGCUCUUGAUCCUUGUUCUGCCUACAUCAGUCUGAAUGAACCUUGGAGGAACACGGAAUACCAGUUCAAUGAUUCUACUGACCAGCCUGCAUGUGAUAGUCACGUGGAUGGGGAAUGGUACCGCUUCACAGGGAUGGCUGGGGAUGCCAUGCCUACCUUCUGCAUUCCAGAGAACCACUGUGGCACCCAUGCCCCAAUCUGGCUGAAUGGCAGCCAUCCUCAAGAAUCAGAUGGCAUUGUCCAAAGACAGGCCUGUGCAACUUUCAAUGGAAACUGUUGCCUCUGGAAUACAACUGUUGAAAUCAAGGCAUGCCCGGGAGGUUAUUAUGUCUACCACUUAGCCAAGCCCAGCGUCUGCUACCAUGCCUACUGUGGACAUUUCUAUGACAUCUGUGAUGUGGUUGAUUGUCAGGGUUCCUGUUUGGACACUGGGGACUGCGUUUGUUCUCUGGGGACAAUUUUGGGACCAGAUGGACAGACUUGCCUCGAUGAAAACGAAUGUGAAAGGAAUAAUGGAGGCUGCAGUGAAUUCUGCGUAAACCUAAAGAACUCCUAUCGCUGCGAAUGUGGAGUCGGCCGUGUUCUGGGGGAGGACGGAAAGACUUGUGAAGAAAUUGAAGGGUGUCACAACAACAACGGAGGCUGCAGCCAUACUUGCAACAUGAUGGAAGCCAGUUAUCAGUGUGAAUGCCCACGAGGUCUUGUUUUGUCAGAGGACAACCACACCUGCCAAGUUCCAGUUUUAUGUAGAUCUACUUCUAUAGAAGUGAAUAUUCCCAAGGAUCUCGUUGGGGGGAUGGACCUCUCACUUACCAAUGGCUCCUGCAAAGGAGUAUCCAAUGGCACGCAUGUCAACCUCAUCUUCUCUCUGAAAACCUGUGGAACGACUAUAGAUGUAGUGAAUGAUAAAAUAAUUGCUACCAAUAUGAUAACUGGCUUGCCAAGGCAAACACCUGGCAGUAAUGGGGACAUCAUUGUUCGCACAGGAAAGCUGCUGAUCCCUGUGACUUGUGAAUUCCCUCGCCAUUACACCAUCUCAGAGGGCUAUAUCCCCAAUGUGAAGAACACUCCCCUGGAAAUCAUGGGGCACAAUCAAGGUGUCUUCCCCUUCAUUCUCGAGAUAUUCAAAGACAAAGAUUUUGAAGAGUCCUAUCGUGAUACCCUUCCCACUCUUAAACUCCGAGACUCUUUGUAUUUUGGGAUUGAGCCCUUGGUGCACCUGAGUGGUCUGGAGACAUUAGUGGAGAGUUGCUUUGCUACCCCUACAUCCAAAACAGAUGAGAUCCUGAAGUACCACUUAAUUCGAGAUGGCUGUGUUUCUGAUGAUUCCAUAAAGCAGUAUACAUCAAAGGAUCAUCUGGCCAAACACUUUCAGGUCCCAGUGUUCAAAUUUGUGGGUAAAGACAACAAGGAAGUGUUCCUGCACUGCCGUGUCCUUGUAUGUGGAGUAACAGAUGAGAGGUCUCGCUGUGCACAGGGCUGUCAUAGACGGAUGCGCAGAAGAGCUAAACCACAGGAGAAAGGGGAUCACAUUGCAAAUCGUAUCUUGACAAGUGGCCCAAUUAAAAUUGAUGUGCGGGAAUAGACGCAUGAAUAUAUUUGAAGGGGUAUAGCCCAUUUCUCUCACAAGCAUAUCCCCCCCCCCCCGAUCGAAUUAGGUGUAAUCUACAUCUCAAUACUGUUGGAUGUGUGCAGUGACAUUGAAUGGAAAUUUGAUUUUGUAGGGUCAAAACAGGGUUCACUUCAGUUAGACAUGAUUUAUUCAAAGCACAGCCAAAAAUGCAGGGGCAUCCGCAGGAAGGGGGUAAAAAAAAGUCACACUGGAGCUACAGCUGUACAGUUGAAGACCUACCCCUUUCUGUAUGCAGCUAAACAAUUCUUCUUACACGUCAAAAUUCUGCAUUUCUGUAAAGGAGUAUGACAUUGGGAUAACAGUUGGGACAGGGACCCUGGCCAUAAGGUGUCAGCAUAUUAAAUUGUCAUGUUUAAUGGUUUGUUUUUUGAAGAGUUGAAAUCCUCAUAGGCUUAAUUAUGAUUUCAUGGAUCUAGGACCUUUCCCUACCGAUCUGAGAUAGGCACUGCCCUUGUGUGCCCUCACAAUGCUUUGGAGCUCCUGGCAGUCUUUUCCUUCUGAGCCCACUAAUUCCAGAAGUUAAUCGGCUGCUGAUCUUGAGGAAACACAGCGAAGACAGAUUCGUUGCAUUUCCUCCCUAGCUGUGAGAUAGGCUGUUCCCACUUGGAAUUCCUAUCUCCCCCAGCCUCCUGGUUCCCAAGACUUUCCCUUCCCUCCUGAAAUGAAGGUGUUGUGAUAAUGUGCGCUAUUGCACAUUUGCACAUAUUGGAAAGCAGUGGUGCAAAAAUGUCCAAGAUGUUUGGGUCAGAGCCACAACUAGGGUCUGUGUCACCCAGGGCAAACAUGGAUUCCAUGCCCAAUUUGGCACCUGCCCUCAGCACUCAUUUUGGCACCCUGGGGCACAUGCCCCGCUUGCCUCCCCCCCCCCCUAGUUGUAGCCCUGGGUUGUGUAGACAGCACUGUGGUUGUGUGGAAGGAGCACUAGUCAUUCUGAAUGCUUUCUUAGCAGUUCAGCAGAUAGUGAGAAUGUUCUUGGUGAUAACUGAGAAAAUCUUGCAAAUGGGAAGGAAAAGAAUGGUGAUUUGCAGGUCAUACAAGGAUUGGAAACUUUCCUGUUCCCUGAUUAAUGGACACAUUAAUAAAGUUUUCAGCAUGCCCAAGCUCAUUCUGUAAAAGGUGGCUGUGCAGCUAUGAAACUAAUGGGAUCAGUUUUGAAUUAUUCAAUUUGCUAAAGAGAAAACUGUGACAUUUAAAUAUUUUUUUCAUAAAAUUGUAUAGAUUUCACUGUUACAGAGUUUGGAAAUCUGUUGCUACCACUGCAUACCUUACUAUUAUUUUUUUCUCCCUCCCUCCACUUUUUUUUUAAUGGAAUUAUCAGGAAAUUUCUUCCAGCGACUUGAUUUAUGCUAGCUCCCCAUGUUGAUUUAAGAAACUGCAUCUAUCUAUAUCGUCUGCAAUCCCCACCCCCACCCCCAAAAACUACUUUGGAGAAAAGAUAAUUGAUAUUUACAGUACUGAAAAUUGCACAUGUUUUAACUUGCUAAAUAUGUAUUUUUCAAAAACUCCUAUUCUCAGAUGUGAAAAAUGAUUUCAUGCAAAUUUUCUCUUUCUCCCUCUUGAUUCAAAAAGCCUUUGUUUCUUUGCAUUCUUUUCAUCAAGAUGCUAUGAGGCUGUUGUCUACAACGAUAACAACAAUUUGGGGAACCGAUGAAACAUUCCUGAUGGACAGCAUCUCUCUAACAAGAUCUCAGAAACAGGGGAAGGGGGAACUUUUCUCCGGGGGAUUGUAAGAAAGAACUGGUCCAUCUGAUGUCAAUGUCGGACAAUGCAAACACAAUUGCUGCAUUACAACAGACCAUCUCCAAAUA
Molecule: messenger RNA, 3692 nt
Organism: Candoia aspera
Lineage: Eukaryota; Metazoa; Chordata; Lepidosauria; Squamata; Candoiidae
Gene: OIT3
Product: oncoprotein induced transcript 3
Exons: 9
Coding region: 136-1836 (566 amino acids)
Molecular function (GO): calcium ion binding
Source: RefSeq, a predicted model, not a curated record